Messenger RNA from Brassica oleracea var. oleracea, 1889 nucleotides. Its product is annotated as ABSCISIC ACID-INSENSITIVE 5-like protein 2. The record is from RefSeq and is a predicted model, not a curated record. Gene Ontology annotation, biological process: positive regulation of DNA-templated transcription. Gene Ontology annotation, molecular function: DNA-binding transcription factor activity. NCBI's taxonomy places the organism in Eukaryota, Viridiplantae, Streptophyta, Magnoliopsida, Brassicales, Brassicaceae. The coding region runs from base 760 to 1626 and encodes 288 amino acids. Gene Ontology annotation, cellular component: nucleus. The transcript has 3 exons.
AAAUCGAAAACCGGAUGAAUUACGAAGGGUUUCUUAUUUACCUGGAAAAGUUUCAACCUUGCAACCUCUCUAAAUGCCCUGAAAAGAAAACUAAAAGCUGAAUUGAUUGAAGUGUCGUCGAGGACAUGUAGUUUAGGGAAUAAACUCGAUACCCACCUUCGUUAAAGUAAUCACUAACCACAAUUAGUAAACACAAAGCUCUCUUCAAAAGAUACGCAUUGAAAAGUUGCACAGUCGGGCUUGGAGUGUCACUUUCUCAAUCAAAAGGUUUCAACUCUUCUCCCUUGUUCUCUCCUCCGCCAAAAAAAAGAGAAAAAAUAACAAGAGAGAGAGUCUCUCUCACUCACGCGCGCACACACACACACACAGAGACAGGAGUUUAGGUUUGCUUUGUAAAUCUCAAAGACAGACUCCCUUGUACAGAUCUGAUCCUUCUCAAGCUCCAAUUCGUAAACCGUUUUCCAAAAGAUUGUUCCUUUUCUUUUGGUUAUUAAACUUCCUCGCUAGAAAAAGAACCCAUAUCUUGUGAUUCUCAAGUUUAGUAACUGCAUGCAGUUCCCAAGACCCUUUCAGAUUGCUACAACAACACAGUGACUUCUUCUCAUUCUGGUUUACUUAUCUGGGUUUCAUUGUCUCUCUGCUGCAUUCUGGAAAAAGGUUUACUUUCUUCUCGAUUCGAUGAACUCUUAUCGAACUGAGCGUUUCUGGGUUACUGUUACAGUUAGGGUUGUUGGGUUUUGUUAUUAGCUACUAAGCUUUAUGGAUUCUCAGAGGGUUAUUGUCGAAGACCCUAAAUCUCAGUCCUUGAAUAGGCAAGGCUCCUCUCUCUACAGCUUAACACUCGACGAGGUCCAAACCCACUUGGGGAGUUCUGGUAAAUCACUUGGCAGCAUGAAUCUUGACGAGCUUCUCAAGAGUGUCUGCUCUGUUGAACCUAAUCAGCCACCCUCCACGGCUGUCAACGAAGGUCUCUCUCGUCAGGGGAGUCUGACUUUGCCGCGUGAUCUCAGCAAGAAGACUGUUGAGGAGGUCUGGAAAGACAUUCAGCAGGAUAAGAAUGGUGGGAGUGCUCACGAGAGGAGAGAUAAGCAGCAUACGCUUGGGGAGAUGACGCUUGAGUACUUGUUGUUGAAAGCAGGUGUUGUGACUGAGACUAUCCCUGGUUCGAACCAUGACGAUCCUGGUGGUGCUGGUUUAGCUCAGGUUGGGCCAUGGGUUCAGUAUCAUCAGCUUCCAUCAAUGACACAGCCUCAGUCAUUCAUGCCAUAUCCGGUUGCAGACAUGCAAGCAAUGGUGUCUCAGGCUUCUUUGAUGGGUGGUUUGUCAGAUACACAAACGCCAGGAAGGAAGAGGGUGGCGUCAGGAGAAGUUGUGGAGAAGACUGUUGAGAGGAAGCAGAAGAGAAUGAUCAAGAACAGAGAGUCUGCAGCUCGUUCUCGAGCUAGGAAACAGGCUUACACUCAUGAGCUAGAGAUCAAAGUUUCACGGUUAGAAGAGGAAAACGAAAGACUCAGGAGACAAAAGUCUUUUUUUUUCACUUUGCAGGAGGUAGAGAAGAUACUCCCAAGUGCACCACCGCCUGAUCCCAAGCGGCAGCUCAGACGAACAAGCUCAGCUCCUUUCUGAUCUCAAAACUUUUUUACACUUUUGUCGGUUUGCUUAUAUAUAAAAAAAAAGAGAGAGGAAAACAGCUUUGUUUCUUUGUACAUUCCGUAGAGUUUCUUGGCUUGGAGCAAUGCUGUUAAGUUUCUUAAAAACAUUCAGAGUUGUUAUUGUAGCAGCAUCAAAUCUUUUUCUUUAGUAUCAAAUUUAGUGGAUGAACAGAAGAAGAAAACUUGAGUUUGUAGAAUUUGAAUACAACAAUACUUUAUAAGAAUGGAUCAGUCAGA